Messenger RNA from Aspergillus glaucus CBS 516.65, 705 nucleotides. RefSeq lists its product as uncharacterized. The record is from RefSeq and is a predicted model, not a curated record. The transcript has 2 exons. NCBI's taxonomy places the organism in Eukaryota, Fungi, Ascomycota, Eurotiomycetes, Eurotiales, Aspergillaceae. The coding region runs from base 1 to 705 and encodes 234 amino acids. Gene Ontology annotation, cellular component: cytoplasm. Gene Ontology annotation, biological process: import into nucleus.
AUGGCUAACGUCGCUCUCCUCGGAAGCACCGGGAUGGUGGGAACCCACAUCCUAAACAGUUUGCUCGCCAAUACGUCCGUCGCCCGUAUCGACACCAUCUCCCGCCGUACUCCUCAAGCCGCCAGUUCCGCGCCGCAGACUAAGCUCACUACUUUCGUCGCGGAUGAUACUUCGAAAUGGGCACCGCAGUUCUCUGCGCUAUCCCCGGUGCCUAGUAUGUUUAUUUCUUCGUUCGCGACGACGAAGGCUGCGGCUGGGGGAUUUGAGAAUCAGCACAAGAUUGAGCAUGGGUUGAACGUUGAGAUGGCGCGUGCCGCGCGUGAUGCUGGUACGAAGGUGUAUGUCCUGGUUUCGUCGACCGGUGCCAAUAAGACCUCUUCGAUCCCGUACACGCGUAUGAAGGGUGAGAUUGAGGAAGAUGUCAAAGCGUUGGGAUUCGAGAGGACGGUUAUCCUGCGCCCGGGUCUUAUUGCUGGCCAGCGGGAUGAGAGUAGGCCGAUGGAGGCAGUGAUUCGUUUCGUUGCUGGUACUGCCGGGAAGCUUUACUCGGGCUUGAAGGACCCCUGGGCUCAGGAGGCGGAUGUCAUCGGUGAGGCUGCUGUGAAUGCUGGUCUGAAGGCAUUGGAAGGUGAUGUCCCGGCUGGUAGUGAGAAGGUGUGGGUUCUCUAUGGUAGUGACAUUAUCAAGUAUGGCAAGAAGCAGUAA